UGGUCAGGUCUGGAAGUUCCGCUGAUCCCACCCUAUGCAGCCUGUAUGCUCGAGAGGGAGCUGUUGUACUGUUCUUCACAAACUGUACACCUGUGCAUUGCUGAAAUAACUCUGUUCAUCCCCUGUAAUAUGUCUGCAGUCAUCUCCUGUACCGUGUCCGCAGUCUCUGGUCAUCUCCUGUACCGUGUCCGCAGUCUCUGGUCAUCUCCUGUACUGUGUCCGCAGUCUCUGGUCAUCUCCUGUACCGUGUCCGCAGUCUCUGGUCAUCUCCUGUACCGUGUCCGCAGUCUCUGGUCAUCUCCUGUACCGUGUCCGCAGUCUCUGGUCAUCUCCUGUACCGUGUCCGCAGUCUCUGGUCAUCUCCUGUACCGUGUCCGCAGUCUCUGGUCAUCCCCUGUACCGUGUCCGCAGUCUCUGGUCAACCCCUGUACCGUGUCCGCAGUCUCUGGUCAUCCCCUGUACCGUGUCCGCAGU
Staurois parvus is the source of this 474-nucleotide messenger RNA. Lineage: Eukaryota; Metazoa; Chordata; Amphibia; Anura; Ranidae. The record is from the annotation of a GenBank genome assembly.